This is a messenger RNA of Botrytis fragariae, 600 nucleotides long. Its product is annotated as putative acyl- n-acyltransferase protein. Gene Ontology annotation, molecular function: N-acetyltransferase activity; acetyl-CoA binding. The record is from RefSeq and is a predicted model, not a curated record. Bases 1 to 600 code for a protein of 199 amino acids. Lineage: Eukaryota; Fungi; Ascomycota; Leotiomycetes; Helotiales; Sclerotiniaceae. The transcript has 4 exons. Gene Ontology annotation, biological process: protein acetylation. Gene Ontology annotation, cellular component: cytoplasm.
AUGUCCUCCUCAGCAGAACUUUCCCAGCCCAUCGUCUUCGACCCUGCGAAGCAUCUCCCACUCCUCCCCACGUUCGUCCAUCUCCACAAAACCUGCGUCGAAUCUCCGCCCCAUCCAAUCCUCACUUUCCUCCCCCCUUUUCCGCCCGAGAAAAUCUCUAAAGAUCGCUUCUCCGAAGUAAAAGCUGGAACGCGGCAUAUUGUUUUCGUAAUGCUUCAACCGAAAGAAGGAGAGAAAGUACAAGUAGCAGGUGUCUGUAUGCUCUCCACACCAACAUGUGAAACUGGACCUCAUAGAGGAUUUGUGGAGAAAUUCAUGGUAGAUCCGGAGUUUAGGGGAAAGGGGGUAGGGACGGGGAUCAUGAGGGCAACUGAAAAGGUUGCGGAGGAGAUGGGUGCUUGGCUAUUGAUGCUUGAUACUGAUGUAGGAAGUUCAGCGGAGGGCAUUUACAGAAGAUUGGGAUACAUAGAGUGUGGAAGAAUACCGGAGUAUGAUGUGUGGUCUCAAACGGGGGAGUUGAAAACGGAGGUUUUCUUUUAUAAGAAAUUAGUAGGCGCGGAGAAGAAAGAAUCAAGAAAGGCUGCCGGGAGCUCAAACUGA